Fonsecaea multimorphosa CBS 102226 is the source of this 1626-nucleotide messenger RNA. RefSeq lists its product as uncharacterized. The transcript is spliced from 2 exons. Gene Ontology annotation, biological process: peptidyl-arginine methylation. Gene Ontology annotation, cellular component: nucleus. Gene Ontology annotation, molecular function: protein-arginine N-methyltransferase activity. The record is from RefSeq and is a predicted model, not a curated record. NCBI's taxonomy places the organism in Eukaryota, Fungi, Ascomycota, Eurotiomycetes, Chaetothyriales, Herpotrichiellaceae. The coding region runs from base 1 to 1626 and encodes 541 amino acids.
AUGGCCACCUCGACAGAGCCUCAGAUGGACGGCGUAAGCGACACGUCCUCUGAGUCGGAUCCUCUCGAUACAACCAACGAUGAAGGCUGGGAAGACAUGGAGCAAGACGAAGAGCCUAUGACUAUCGUGUCUUUGCUCGAUGAGAGCACGUUUCCCGACGCGCAGAGUAUGCUGGCUCACUGCCGAGACACGCAUGGCUUGGAUAUCUGGAAAUUAAGGCAAGACUUCGCUCUUGAUUACCUAGAUCUGGUCCGGCUGGUCAACUACAUCCGAUCGGAGGUCAAGGCUGGCAAUUUGCAGCCCAACGUCUCUUCCAAGACUCUGUUCGAUGACGAAAAGUAUCUCAAGCCUGUCUUGGAGGAUGAUGCGCUGUUGUACAGUCUAGACGAUGUCUUCGAAGAAGGUGUCAACACGGCUUCGCUCUCCGAAGUCGAACAACUCCGAGAAGAACUCGAGACUCUGCAGAGUCAAUUCUCCGCCUAUCGAGAGCAAGUGCAGAACGCCAUGCUGGAUCGCUUCGAGCAGACGGGUCCUCAACAGGAAUCGAGCACCGCGCAUGCCGGAAAUCGAGGAAACAGCCACGCCGAACAGUUCGACAAGGAUUAUUUCCAGUCCUACUCGUACAACGCGAUCCACGAAUCGAUGAUCAAGGAUCGCGUGCGGACCGACGCCUACCGCGACUUCAUCUACGACCACAAGCAUCUCUUCAAGGAUAAAGUUGUCCUAGACGUUGGCUGCGGUACGGGCAUAUUGUCCAUGUUCUGUGCGAAGGCCGGCGCCAGGCUCGUCAUUGCAGUGGACAACUCGGGCAUCAUUGACAAGGCUCGCGAGAAUGUGUUCAGCAACGGCCUGCAGGAAGUUGUGAAAUGCGUCAGGGGCAAGAUUGAAGAGGUCACUCUUCCAGUGCCCAAGGUAGACGUUAUCGUAAGCGAGUGGAUGGGCUAUUGUCUCCUGUAUGAGUCUAUGCUCGACUCGGUGAUCUAUGCGAGAGACAAGUAUCUCGCUGCGGAUGGCUUGAUGGUACCUUCACACGCGACACUGCGAAUCGCUCCACUUGCAGACUCGGACUUGAAGGCCUCGCACAUCGACUUCUGGCGCGACGUGUACGGCUUCGACAUGACCGCCAUGCUCGAGAAGGCGCACGAAGAAGCCCUGGUACGCCUGGCAGACGAGAAGGAACUGGCCGGCGAGAGCGUUGCAUUUCUAGAACUUGACCUGCACCAGACCAAGGUGGACGACUUGACCUUCACCAAACCCUUCAGGACGACGUGGAAGGACGGGUUCAAGCUGCUGGAGGGCUUCGUCAUCUGGUUCGACAUCUUCUUCAACACGUCACGCUCGCAGGGUGUUCCUGCCGGAAUGACGGCCGCCGAGGCCAAGGAGAAAGGCGUGGUCUCCUUCUCGACCGGCCCUCAUUCCGAAGCGACGCAUUGGCAGCAAGGGAUUUUCUUGAUCAAGAACCCCGUCGUCGAGUUCGGCGCUGGAGACACCGUCGCCGGCGAGGUGACCUACCUGAAGAAGCAAGGCCAGGAGAGGUCAUUGGACAUUGACAUAGCGUGGAAAAAGGAGAGCGUUGGCGGCAAGGAAAAGGAGAGGGCGUCGAAGCAGAGGUGGAUAUUGGAUUGA